Molecule: messenger RNA, 1514 nt
Organism: Antechinus flavipes (yellow-footed antechinus)
Lineage: Eukaryota; Metazoa; Chordata; Mammalia; Dasyuromorphia; Dasyuridae
Gene: CD14
Product: CD14 molecule
Exons: 2
Coding region: 186-1343 (385 amino acids)
Biological process (GO): positive regulation of non-canonical NF-kappaB signal transduction; positive regulation of type I interferon production; positive regulation of type II interferon production
Cellular component (GO): lipopolysaccharide receptor complex; membrane raft; external side of plasma membrane
Molecular function (GO): protein binding; lipopolysaccharide binding
Source: RefSeq, a predicted model, not a curated record
UGACAUCCUUGAUUGCAAAACUAAACAGAGAGGAAGUUGGGGUGGAGAAACAAGAUUUGGGUUUAAUAACACAGUAUAGAAAAGCCUAAGAUCUUUCAAAACUCAAGACUGAAUAAGACAGAAGCCAAAUAGCCCAGCUCUAAGCAGAAAAGAAGUCAUAAGUACAGAAACUACCAGGACCCACCAUGGUCCCCUGGCAGAGGUUGUCGCUGCCGCUGCUGCUACUGCUGCUCUCUCCCCUGCUGUUGCUUCCCUGGCCAUCCUCAGCCAUUUGUAUCCUGGACGAAGAGGGCGAUAAUUGCUUCUGCAAUUUUUCCACCCCGGAACCCAAUUGGAAUAGUCUUCAGAUGUGCCUUUCGUCUGUGGAGGUGGAGAUCCACGGGGGCGGCCACAACUUGGAUAUCUUUUUGCCGAAAGGCGGCCUUGCCGACCCCAGACAAGCAGCAGACUUGCUGCGAUCGCUGCGCCUGAAACGGCUGAAGCUAAAGGAUGCCCAGGUGCCGGCCCCACUUCUGUACCAGCUCCUGCAGGCGCUGACCUAUACGCGGACCCAGGAGUUGUCGCUGGAAGACCUGGGGGUUUCGCACCCGCCUCUCCAACCGCGAUCUCCCAGUGAUCACGCCCUGGCCCUGAAAGCCUUGAAGCUCAACAGAGUGUCGCCAGCUGGAGAGGGCGAUCUAAUGGCAGCGAUACUGACUUGGCUAAAACCUGGACUGAAGACGCUGAGCUUGACUGAUUCGGGCCUGAGCAGUGUGCCCUGCUCGAACUUGGGCACCUUCAAGGAAUUAAGCUCUCUAGAUCUGUCGGACAACCCAGCAAUAGGAGAGAGUGGCUUAACCGCGGCCCUCUGCCUCAAGGAGUUCCAGGAGCUGCGGGACCUGGCGCUUAGGAACACCAGCCUCCAGUCCCUGGGAGGAGUGUGCGGGGCUCUGGAGGCGAGGGGGGUCAAAGUGCAGCGGCUGGACAUCAGUUACAACGAGCUGCGCGAUACGCCCUCCACUCAAUGUACCUGGCCACCCACCCUGACAUCCCUUAACUUGUCCCACGCAAAGCUGAAGUGUGUGCCGAAGUCUCUGCCACAAAGGCUACAGCAGCUGGACCUAAGCCACAACCUGCUGACGAAGCAGCCGACCCUAGACCAGGUGACCGAGCUGGUCCUCGAAGGAAACCCCUUUACCCAAAGCAGCGCCUUAGCCAGGUCGCGAAGGGAGCAAGCGCCAGAGGAGUGUGCAGAGUCGGUUCCUUCCCGUGGGAGCAGGCCCUUCGUGGGCUCCCCGCUAGCCUUUCAGGUCUUUGGGACCGCAGCCUUCGUGCUGCUGUGCAGGGUCAGAAGAUUUGCCUGAAGGCAGCUGGAGAGAAAACUGGGGAGGAAAGAAAAACAGUCCAAGUCCCCACCUGAUUGCUUUAUGAUUCCAGGCACUGCGGUGUAACCUGAUAUUAGUCUCUACUACUUUUCUUAAAAAAACAAACAAACAAACCCAACAACAAUAAAACCUAAUAACUGAGAAACAAAA